UAAAGCAAAACCAGCGGGUCAGAAAGAGGCCAGUGUGUGAAUUUGUUGGUGUUGUGCUUUCCUCGUGUUAUUUAUCUGUUUGCGUCCCGAUGCGUCUUUAAUGACGGACGACAAGAGCAGACCCGUGAAUUUAUCACUUCAGUCAACGGCACUGUGAAAUCGCAAGUGAACAAAUGCUUGGAGUCAGCGAGCACAUUUGGACGUGAGUGGGAGAAGCGAGAGGACGAGCUCCUGGGUUCCUCACUUCUACCCACAAGAAAGACAGCGGUGGAAGGAGGAAACACCGCACUGUCACACGAGCCGGGACAAUGGAGUGAACGAGCCGUUUGCUGGAAACAGCACUUUUAACAACCCAGGCUCCUUUGUUGAAGGGGGAAAAAACCCCACUAUGGAAUACGCAAACAUAUCUCUUUAUAGAUUUACUGUAACUGUGGAAAACUUCAACUGAUCAGACCAGCGCCACAAUAUUUCGAAGAGAAACGUUUUGCUUCUUUUGGAUGGACCUUAAAAUCUUGAACAUAAAAGGAAUAUCUUAAUAAUUCAAGGCAUGAUCUGAGCUGAGGGAUUUUCCCCUCACUAGCUGUAAUGGAAAUAUGAAAUAUGCGAGUUUGAAACGCACCUGACGCCAGCCAAACUUUUACCACAUUCGACAUGGCAAAUCGUGCAUGUUUGGUUCGGGACGCGCGCACGUUGAUUUGGCCUUUCGCUUGUGUGUUUGUAUGUUUCGGCUAUUUUUCCCUCGCCGCUUCCAAUCACGGCCGUCGGUUGAUCUGUUGGCAAGCGAUAUUAAACUGUCAGUCGGAGCCUGAGUGUCAUUACGCGUAUGAUCAGUAUUUGCACGCCUGUGACUCCAUCCUGACCGGCCAGAGGAGGAAAUGUCCCAGUCACUGCAUCUCCUCGCUGGUUCAGUUAAACCUGACCAAAAACGGUCCGGCGCUGGAGGACUGCAAUUGCGCCUCGGACCCCCGCUGCCGUGAGACCAAGCGAGCCAUCGAGCCGUGCCUGCCCAAAACCAGCAGCAUGGGCUGCACCGAAGCCCGGCGGCAGUGCGAGAGAGACAGCCAGUGCCGAAGCGCGAUGGGCGAAUAUUUAAUUCACUGCGGUAAACUGUUCAGCGGCUCCAGCUGCUCGAACCCUUGCCGCAAUGUCAUCGCGUACAUGCGAAAACUACCCAAAGCGCAACUCUUGGAUACUUGCGUCUGUGACGGAUCCGAGCGGACUAUCUGCGAGUUUAUCAAAACUAGUAUGAAAACCCUUUGCUUUGACUCUCCUCCCGUGGACGAAGAAGGCUCCAGUGGUUUGGACGACGAUGAACAGGAUGAUGAGGAUUAUCCAUUGGAGUCUGAGGCCAAGGGGAACACAGGUUCUGCUUUUGUGGCAUGUUCCGUUUUGACUGUGGUGGCAUCCAUUUUGGUUCUUGUGCCGCUUCAUUGAUCACUUUGAAGUCGAGAUAUUCAUCUGCUCCAACAGCUGUUCGGGAAUAGUGCAUUUUGUCUUUUUUUUUCCUCCGACGAAUUCGUCUCCAAAGAGUAGACUAUACAAGUUAAAGGAAUGCUCCAGGUUCAGUACAGCACUUGUGUUGUAAUAUUGAUUACCACAAAAAUCAGUUUGAUUUGCCCCUCGCUUAUCAGAAGCAAAGCAAAUAUCGCGCGCUAAUAAUGGAAGUGAAUGGGACCAGUCAACAUUAAAACACACACUGUUUUAAAAGUAUAACCACAAGAUGAAAUCAUGAUUUGUAGGUGUUACCAUGAUUCUAGCGUGAUGUAAUUGCUUACUAACUUUAUCUGUGUAAAGUUAUAUCCAAUAUUACAAUUUAGUUGUCGUGACAACAUAACGGUUGUAAUCUGGUAAACACCGUAACGCCCGUAAAUCCUUUUUUUCUUACACUAAAAUCAUGUUAAUUUGUUUAAUGUUUACAUCUUGUGGCAAUACUUUUGAAACAGUGUGUAUUUUAAAGUAAAUUAACUGGCCCCAUUCACUUCCACUCUUAGUGCCUUUGCUGUAACCGCUAAUUAAACGAGGGACGAUUCGAUUAUUUUUUUGCGGGAAUCAACAUUAUACAACAAAUGCUGUCAAUUGAGCUGAACUUGUAUACAAUCCAGAACAUUUCUUAAAAGCUUUGAGAUGUAGUUCAUGCCCUGAAACUGUCUCAUUGUAAAUGUGCUGUGAUUCACUAUGCAAAUUUACUGCUGCAACACAUUUGGCCCAGGUGAACCAUGCCUUAUCUAAUGUAAGUUUCCAUUUUCAAGCUUAAAAUUCUUAUUCUGAAGUCAUUUAAGAGCAGGGAUACAAAGUACUGCAAGUCAGUCAACUGCCUUAAACACCUUUGUCUAUUUUAAAUGUUUUGUAUAAGACCACAAUUCAGUCAAACUUAUUUCCUUAAAGGAUAUGAAAAUGUUUAUAUUGUUACAUAGACAUUUCAAUAAUUAAAUAUUUUGAUUACAAAGCUGUGCACUGCCAAUGUAAAACUAGAUUUUUAAAAUAUGUAAAGUAUUUUUAUAAAGUUGCAAACGAUCUUGCAUAAGUAACUUCUGUAUAAAGUGUUUUGAAUGCUGGAAUGAAUGAGUAGAUCGCUAUAUUAGAUAAUAUGCGAGUAUUUUGUAGAUUUGAUACACCUUAUGAAAAUACCAGAGAUUCAGAGAAAACUUUAUUUUUUAUCAAAAGUAACCUUCAAAACAAAGGGUGAUUAUUCCAGCUUUAAAGGGAAUUAAAUGUUUGUUUUAAUUAUUUUUCCUUUUAAGGUAUUGUACAGUGUACAGAUUUCAGAGAAUCUUUUAAAUGUGUUAUCAAAGACAAACUAUUUACUGUGUAGAAAUGUCUAAAUCCACUGUAUGACUGCCUUAGUGAUUUUUUUUUUAAGGCAUAAAAAAACUAAAGUACAAAGAUUCAAACGGAGUAUGCGUAAUUGAUUUAUAUUUGCUAUAUUUCAUAGUGUAAUUAUGAAGUUACACUGUACUUGACACCUAAGGCCAUGCAUGGGUCGCAAUGCUAAAUCUAGAAUAUGCGAGCUUGAGCGGAGCUUUUCAGGAACAGAUUAAGUAUCACACCCAGGAGCUUGAAGUGCUGACACACGACUUAGCAAACAGAAGUGUUUGCUGAAGGCAUAAACUCUGAUAUUUAGAUAUCUUUAGAAUGUGAACACAAAAGCGAGUGGCUUUUCCCUGGGGUAUCCGUGUUGCAUCUGGGCCAAGACAGACAGAUGUUUAUUUAUUUUUCAAUCAUUGUGUUCGCUAAAAGGCCUAUGUCUGCACGCCACUGCCGCAAGUAAAUCAGGACUUAAGUUCUUUCUAAAUUGACAGAUAGACAGUAGCAGAACAACAUACAUUGCAAAGUGAUUAUGUAGCAGGUUCUCUAUUUGGCUCCUAAAGUUUAUUGAUCUCUUUAGAUACUUAAAUGAAAAACCAACAAAAAUUCACUCUCGGAAGUGUGUGGGACUGAGGUGGAAAUAAAGUUAGCCAUAACGUUUUAGUGCCAGGAUGUAAUUUUUCUAAAAAGCAUAUAUAUUAUCUGUAGCAUGCCAGUCAGCUGAAGUGAUAAUUAAUUACACUUAUGAAGAGGGACCUUAAAAUAGCUGUUGUUAAAAGCUUAUGUCUGAUAUAAAUCAAGUUACAUCAAACCAACAUCCAAGUUUGUCUUCUUGAAAACAAUUGUGCAAUUUGCUGCGAGUUGCUUACUAUUACUGUCAUUUUUACGUAAACAUAUUAACACUUAUUCAUUUGCGUGUUUAACCACAGUUCAACUUCUGUUAAAGUAAUUUUUAUUGCUCAAGUUUAAAGGUGUUUCCAAACGUUACAUCAAACCUCCACUGUUAGACAAUUGUUUACUAUAUUAAAAACUGUACCAUAAUAUAAUUUAUUCUAUAGAAAUGUUACCUUACGGCAUGUACUGUCACUUUUAUGGCCAUUCUACACACUAGUUUUAUAGAAAAGUCUGAGAAAACAGAUUUGUGCCAUGUUCUCUGUGUAAUUUAUUGGCUUGCUUGGUGAUAUAUGUUUGCCAUAAAGGGAAAAUUACAUGUUCGCAUGUUUUUCAUCAGGGGCUCGAAGGUGCGUU
Molecule: messenger RNA, 4053 nt
Organism: Myxocyprinus asiaticus (Chinese sucker)
Lineage: Eukaryota; Metazoa; Chordata; Actinopteri; Cypriniformes; Catostomidae
Product: growth arrest-specific protein 1-like
Exons: 1
Coding region: 652-1434 (260 amino acids)
Biological process (GO): regulation of cell cycle
Source: RefSeq, a predicted model, not a curated record